UUUACUUUGAAGAAUGUUUAUUUGUUUUUUUUUUCUCGUACAUACAAUCAUUUAGUCGUUUUUUUAGGAUUUUAUCUUAUUUAUUUCAUGUAUUUAUUAUACACGUACAUACAGUUUCCUCUCCUUUCAAUACCUUCAGCUUGCUUGUAUCAUCAUAUUCACAGAGUUCACACAUUUCGUUCGAAAAACCUCACUCCUUGGGAAAAUCACCUAUCCAGCUAGAAAUUACCUUCAAUCGUUCACUACAUACCCAAAAUGACUCCCUCGAUAGCUAUCGAUGUAACCGGCGCAUGCUCAACCUCUCUCUCCUCCACCAAAACCUCCUCGCCACCCGACUCCUUCCAUCAACUCGUCGCAGAUCUCUCCCAAAUUCUCGGGCCAUCCUCCGGCCUCACAUCCGCAGACGUAGAUGUACAGCAACUUCGCUCCCUAAUGGAGCGGUACAUCUCCCACGAAGACGAAUGGCGAAAAUACGCAUUUGCAGAUCUAAGCAGAGGCUACACGAGAAAUUUAGUAGACGAAGGAAACGGGAAGAGUAAUUUGCUAAUCCUCGUCUGGAGUCCCGGAAAAGGCUCGCCCCUGCACGACCACGCAGAUGCGCAUUGUCUCAUGAAAGUCCUAUCGGGAACUCUCUCCGAAACCCAAUACACAUUCCCAUCCACCUCCACCUCCAGCUCCGCAUCCGGAUUCACCUCCUCCACCUCCUCCACAUUUUCCUCAUCCGAGCCUCCCAGUACUCCCCCCACAAUAAUAAAAACCACAACCUACACCACAAACCAAGUAACCUACAUGUCCGACGAUCUCGGCCUCCACCGGAUAUCUAAUCCCGAUCCCGAAAACGUAGCUGUGAGUUUACAUCUCUACACGCCACCGAAUGCGGCAAGAGAGGGCUGCCAUAUCUUUGAUGAGAGAACGGGAAGGAAAAGCCAUGUUACGCAGUCUAAUUUCUACUCGGUGUUUGGGGAACGGGUUGGCGGACAGGUGUAGAUUGUAUUGUAUUGUGUGAUUGUUUGAAGAUUUCGAGAUAGAAGUGAUCUGGAUUCUGUUAUUUUAUUUUUGUUAAUGAUUUAGAGAUGAGAGGAGGUGUAGAUGCAUGUGUAAACUGUACGGGAUCUAGAGAUUGGGAUGGAACAUACGAUACCUCAUUCGGUGUCCUUGGAUAUUAUUCCAGCCAGAAGCUUUUUAGAUCAUCCUUAACCACACGACACGGCAAUAUAAUGCCUAUCUUGAAGAGUCGGACAUCAUGUGUCAGACGCACCGGGUCCCUCCAGACUGUUGAAACAAUGCGUGGCUUGGGGUUGGUCAUGCAAUGUCAAAUUGUAUGAUCGAGCUGUCAAAAUUACACUCAGCUCGAUAUAUUGAAUAGAUAAUUUGAAGCAUAAUGGACACUCGCGCCUCAUUGUAUUAUCAAGGUAUGAAAAGUAAUUGUAAGAUAUGAACAAGGGGGAUGAAACAUUAUUCAUGUCAAAAUUUACAUUAAGGUACUGUGUUAUGAAUUUCAUU
Botrytis porri is the source of this 1503-nucleotide messenger RNA. RefSeq lists its product as uncharacterized. The transcript is spliced from 2 exons. Gene Ontology annotation, molecular function: cysteine dioxygenase activity; ferrous iron binding. The record is from RefSeq and is a predicted model, not a curated record. Gene Ontology annotation, biological process: L-cysteine catabolic process. The coding region runs from base 256 to 987 and encodes 243 amino acids. NCBI's taxonomy places the organism in Eukaryota, Fungi, Ascomycota, Leotiomycetes, Helotiales, Sclerotiniaceae.